Messenger RNA from Cottoperca gobio, 1097 nucleotides. Its product is annotated as histone H3.3. Gene Ontology annotation, molecular function: DNA binding; structural constituent of chromatin; protein heterodimerization activity. The transcript has 4 exons. The record is from RefSeq and is a predicted model, not a curated record. Lineage: Eukaryota; Metazoa; Chordata; Actinopteri; Perciformes; Bovichtidae. Gene Ontology annotation, cellular component: nucleosome. The coding region runs from base 139 to 549 and encodes 136 amino acids.
UACAAGCAUGACGUCAUGACAAAGUAUUUAUACUCGGCCUCAACUCCCCCAACACAUUCGUGUUCAGCGGACACCUACGACUCACUGUCAGUUACGGCGAGUGCCUCAUAUCAACCGACGUCCUAAAGCAAGUACGAGAUGGCCCGUACCAAGCAGACUGCGCGUAAAUCUACUGGAGGAAAGGCGCCAAGGAAGCAGCUCGCUACCAAGGCAGCCAGGAAGAGUGCACCCUCGACGGGAGGAGUGAAGAAGCCCCAUCGUUACAGGCCCGGUACCGUGGCUCUGAGGGAGAUCCGUCGUUACCAGAAGUCCACGGAGCUGCUGAUCCGCAAGCUGCCCUUCCAGCGCCUGGUGAGGGAGAUCGCUCAGGACUUCAAGACCGACCUGCGCUUCCAGAGUGCUGCCAUUGGAGCUCUUCAGGAAGCCAGCGAGGCUUACCUGGUGGGUCUGUUUGAGGACACCAACCUGUGCGCCAUCCACGCCAAACGUGUCACCAUCAUGCCCAAAGACAUCCAGCUGGCUCGCAGGAUAAGGGGCGAGAGAGCCUAAGCAGCCAGUGGCAACAUGGCCGAGACAAAUGAUACUAUUUAUCGUACUUAACCAUUUUUGUGGACAUUUUUAUUUCUUGGGUAUUUUUUUACAAGCUUUCUUUUGAAUAUUUUGUAUUUUAGAUUGGGACAAUUCAUCAAUCAUUCCACGAGUACACUUAUAGGAUAGUUGGAAAAGUGUUGUGCAGUAGGAGUGUUUUUGCCUAUUCCAUCAUGGGUCAUUACUACGUUGUACAGCCAUCACACCACCUUCAAGUUCUUUGUGGGCAUCAGGCUCCCGCUUUGACGUGAGGAUGAAUUCUUCACAUCUUCCAUGGGGUCCAGGGUCUCUUCACCAUCACAAAACACCAGCGUGUCCUGCUCGACCAGCUCGCUGCAGUGUCUGGGUUUCGGCUCCUACACUCGGCGACUGCGAGCUUGGCAGACCCCUCCCGUAUUUUUCUGGACUGCUUUUUACAUGUUUUUCAACAUAAAAAUCUUGGCAGCUACAUUUAAUACUAUUUAUGAAAAUGUUGUCGCAUGUCUUUCUAUUAAAAGUCUUUAUGAGUA